CAGUUCAACUCAUGUGGUCACUCUCAUCCAGGACCAUCGCGGCGCUCUCAGGAAUUUGAAGAAUUAGGCUGGACUCAACGCUCUGGAGGAUGCUAUAUUAUGUAGUACCCGUAUGUGUCUACACACACCGAGGCCAACAGGUGUCGGAAUCCCUGCAACGCAUAGCCAACCAAACAUACCGACUGGCUCUCCGUCACCUUAGUACUCCUUCUCUUAUUCAUCAUGUUGAAGUUCUAUCGAGCAGCCAUGUCUCGUCGAGGAAACCAAAGCCACAACGAAUCUGGAGAGGAUGUUCCACUUGUGUCGUCUCCUGAUGACUCUGACCACCUCGAAUUCGACGAAAGUGGCCAAUUCUCCCCGCACCACACGUAUGAGAACGGCACGAGCCAUAACAGGGACCGUUCCCUAACACAUCGUAUAGUAUUGGUGUCUUCAACCAUCGUUUGCUUGCUCAGUGCUUGCCUGAGCGUAUUCCUUACCUUCCAUCGUUCGUUGAACUAUCCUGCCACCGACAACCUCAGUCUCUAUGAGCUCCAAUCCAAGGAGCUCAGCCAUCGGCUAUACGGCUUAUCGCGUCCUAGCCAGUUCAUGGGACUGGAGAAAAUCAACCGUACAUCCGACCACCUAAUCUCGGUAAUCAAUUACCCGUUCUUAGUCGCCCGGAUUGACGAAGCUCAUCCACACUCUCCCCUUUUGACUGGCGUUGAGAGUCGGAAGAUAGUUGAAGGACUUGAGGUGCGCAGGGUGCAAAUAGAUCGUGAUAUUUCAACCGUAAUUCAAUUUAGGGCCAUCGAUUGGAAAUUAGAGAAGUGCACUUUACAUCUCAAUCUUCCGAACGAAGAUUGGGGAAGUAUCGACAUCUUUCGGCUGGGAGCUGACACCGUACUUGAUUCUUCUCGGCUCUCGUACGCCACUCGUCCUUCAGUCAACGAGAAAUUGGGAAAUGUCGACAUUUCCAUUACCGCCAACUGGUCACAGCCUUUCCAUUGCCUCACAGACUCUAUUCAUACCUUCCUGCUUGUUGCUGCUCAACCGGACACUAGGGUAUCCUGGUGGCAAGACAAAACAAUUGAACACGCAUCCGUAUACAUCACACAGCAAGGUUUCUGACUGAUAUCAGCGCGGGAGAUAGAUAGAUAGCGGGAUCUACCGGCGGGGGUGACGGAAUCCUUCAGAGUAUUCUUUACUUCCAUCAUCUCAAUGCAUCAUUCUGAUUCAAGAAUGGUACGGUAAGCACUUGCCAUGUGUGGCUAGCGGGAUGAUUCUGCGGGUAGAAAACUGUGGAAGUAUUCGCUAUUGUGAGAUCUUUUCUGAGAACUAUUUAUGGUCACG
Marasmius oreades (fairy-ring Marasmius) is the source of this 1332-nucleotide messenger RNA. RefSeq lists its product as uncharacterized. Lineage: Eukaryota; Fungi; Basidiomycota; Agaricomycetes; Agaricales; Marasmiaceae. Bases 223 to 1110 code for a protein of 295 amino acids. The record is from RefSeq and is a predicted model, not a curated record. The transcript is spliced from 4 exons.